Molecule: messenger RNA, 3150 nt
Organism: Paramuricea clavata
Lineage: Eukaryota; Metazoa; Cnidaria; Anthozoa; Malacalcyonacea; Plexauridae
Source: the annotation of a GenBank genome assembly
AUGUGCUUCAAUACUUUUAUCCAACAUAUCAAAGCUGAAAAGUACCGUCAGUUUGGCUUCUCCUUCAAGCUAUUAAAUCCUAUCCACUGGUUCCAAUUCGCUGAUGACGCAGCCGUAAUCACUGGCCAAGAAUCUGAAAACCAGCAUCUCUUAAAUCGUUUUUCCAUCUGGUGCCGAUGGUCCAAUAUGAUUAUCAGAGUCGAUAAAUGUAGUACCUUUGGCAUCAAGAAAGCCAUCACAAAAUCAGUCCAAUAUUUGCCGAAACUCAUCAUCAGCAAUAAUCUGAUACCAACAGUAAAGAUUGGAGAAGCAUUUCAAUAUUUAGGACGUUACUUUGAUUUUAACAUGUCGAACGAUAACCAUAAGACUGAACUAACCACUCUCGUUAAUGAACUAAUGACUGAUAUUGACUCGAAGCCACUCCACCCAAGAAAUAAGCUUCUCGUAUACAGUCGUUAUGUCUUAUCCAAAAUAUCGUGGCAUUUCACCAUCGCAACACUUCACGCCGGGUCAGCAAGCAAUGAUUUUCGGCAGUUUGCAUGUCAUUAAAAAUUGCGCGAAUUUUCCGUGUUUUACCAAGGAGAAUGGUAACGAAUUAAUUAGUCAUCGUUUUUUCUUUCGCUGAGGCUCAUGGUAUUGUCUGGGUCGAAAGUGAACAGCAAAUAUGGAAAGGAGAUGCUUCAAGGAUCAUUUUAAUACCAAAUAGUGGCCGUAAACCCACGAGGAAAUAAUAGAAUAUUUCGCCUUUUUGAGGACUAAAAUGAUCGAUACUGCACAGUUUGUGAAAUUCAACUAGUUUUCUCUCGGAUAAAAUUUGGCAUCGUUUGUCAAUCCUUGAAGAAUUGUAUUUGUAAAGCAACUUAAGACCUCUGGUGAGCAUCGUAUGAUUUUUGUUUGUAAAAUUUUGUCUCCGUUUGAGAGUAACAGGACCUGAUACUUAGUUGUUUUCCUUGUGUUAUUCAUAAAGGAUUCGCAGAUGCACAGAAGUCGCAUUUAAAAGAUUUCUAAAGAAAAUGCCUAAUACCAAAGAUAAACGUUUUAACAUUGCAAUGUAUAUGAAAGAAAGGAAAGAAGCAAGGUUUAAAGCUGUUCUAAAUCAUCGAUCGCUAGCGUUGGAGCACAAGAAAAGCGAGAGAAUUCAAGCCAAGGUAUAGAAACCUAAGCAAUGUAUUUGUUAUUCAGAUAUUAACAUUCUAUUUACUAUCAGUAAAUGUUUAACUUUGUUAUUAAUAUAAACAUUUACCUUUAUGCAGAUUGUAAAAGCAAAGGAAAAAACAGCUGCUUUGACAUCUGAUUUGGAAAACAAUAUGGUGAGUUUCUGCGACAAAUCAAAUCAUGUGGUAUAGUAGGAUUAAACCCAUUAAGCCGUAAUAUGUCUAUAUUUUGUUAUUUUACUCUGUCUAAUGCCAGAUGAUUUUACUCAUCAAGGUGAAAAUAUUGGACAUUAACCCAUUAUGCCCCAGCGCUCUCCCCUUGACUAGGAAAAUCGUCUGGCAUUAGACAGAGUAAAAUACUAAAGUAGAUGCAUCAGGGUGCAAUGCGACUCAAUGGGUUAACUAGACACAUGGGCAGAUAGGCCAGUUAACACAUUAAGCGCCAGCGUUUUCCCCUUGACGAGUAAAAUCGUCUGGCGUUAAACAGAGUAAAAUACUAAACUAAGGUGCAUCAGGGUGCAAUGGGACUCAAUGGGUUAACUGGUAAAUUACAGCAGCAUAUUUUGGUUCAUCUAUGCAUUUUACAAUUUACAUUAUAAUAUAGCAUUUGUAAAUUCUGAACGCUGAUUGGCUAAGAGCCGUGUUGAUAUAACUCAAUGUCAACACGGGAAAUUUUCCGCCGCUUGUAAACACGGAAUUUUUUCCUAUCCUUCGGGCUUUUGACAUUGCUAUAUUAUAAAAAAAUAUAAAACAUUUUUUCCGUGUUGAUAUAUAGUUAUAUCAACACUCGUGGAAGUUGGGAAAACUUGAAAUUGUAUGGAAACACGAUGCCUGAAGGGCGUGUCCCAAUUCCACUCGUGUUGAUAUAAAUGUAUAUCAACACGGAAAAUGUUUUAUAUUUGUUAAAUAACAGUCAACUAUUUACAUGCACAGGUAAUAUAUACUGUAAAUUUAAGUAAUGAUAUAAAAGAUUCUGGACUUUCAUGCAAGAAAUACCCCGUCAGAUAAACAAUUAUGAUUUUCGAACACUUUUUUCAGGUUUUUUACAAUUUUAUUAUUUAACGACAAUACCAGUACUGCUAAUAUAUUGCCUGCCUGUGCAGUUCAACUAUUUUGGCCUUGUUAUUUUGGCUCGGCAACAAUGGCUUCAAUUACCUCUAGUAUAAUUUGUUCGUGAUGGUAAGUGGGAUUUGAGAUGGGCCGUGACCAUUUGAUGAUCCUAAUUAAUUUGUAUUGUUAGCCCUGUAAUUCUGAGACAAGGACAAGAAAAGCUACGACAUUGGAGAAUGGGGUAUCAAAUAUGCCAGUUCGAACAGCAACAAAAAGGAGGCGGGAAACCAUGACAGCGGUAUCAGCAAUCCAUGGUGCAUCCAAGAAGAAUUUAAAGCCUGCUUAUGAUGGGAUGUUCGACACCCUCCAGAAACGAUGCAAGAUGAAAGAUUUAACAAAUUAUGUAUUAGGUAAUGAGAAUUUAACUAAAACUGUAGUUUCUGAAUAUUACAAAAAAGAGUUGAAAGAUUUUGAAAAAUUAAAAGAAAAUGCGGAAAGGAGUAUUGCUACAUUUUACUCAAGUGGUGUCAUGGGCAAGAGAAAAUAUCAAAGUGUUAGGCUUGUGCUUUCAAUGACAUCAAGCGAACAAGGUGGGAGAACGGGCAUAUCAAUUUUUCCAGGCUGCAAGGUACCCAAAAUAUUAACAUAUAAUAACCUUGUAAGAGAGUUGAACAAAAUUGAUAUUGGAAAUGUUUUGGAAAUCAAUAACGAGUACCUCAGUGACUUAGAAAUAGAUGCACCCAUCAAUGGCGCAUACAGAGAUCUAAGAGAGUACUUGCCACGUUUAGCUAAGUUCUAUUUGAGUACCGAUAGAAAACAUGCUUUAGAAUGGUACGGUAAAACUGAGGGUACAUUUUUAAUAGCACUAGGAGGGGAUGGUUGCCCAUUUGGGAAACAUGAAAGUGCCUGUUCAUUUUUAGUUAGUUUCCUUAAUGUUGGUCGAAAG